CUCUCUGGGUUCUGGUUUGCGCAUUUGACGCAGUUUUCAGUUUCGUGUCGGUUGUGUUUCUCCGUCUUUCACCUGUUUGACGUCCGUUUCUCUGUCUCCUUUCAGAGGCUACUCGGCGCCGGGCCCUCCCUCCCAUCCCUCCAGCUGCCGUGGGGUUUUUAAAACGUUUGGGUCAAUCGCCGUCGUCCGUUUCGGAGGAUCUUUUAGUUGACUGGAAGAAUGAGCACCUACACUGUGUCGCUGCCCGGCCCCGGCCCCUGGGGCUUCAGGCUGCAGGGGGGGAAGGACUUCAACAUGCCACUGACCAUCUCCAGGAUCACUCCGGGCAGCAAGGCAGCGCAGGGUAACCUGACUCAGGGUGAUGUUAUCGUCGCCAUCGAUGGUGUCGGCACCGACGGGAUGACUCACCUGGAGGCCCAGAACAAGAUCAAGAUGGCCAACUACAACCUGGCUCUCACCAUGACCAAGUUCAAGCGUCCCGUGUCGAUGGGGGCGCCGAGAAUGGACGCCGCUAUUCCCAUGAUCCCUCACCAACAGCCUCAGUCGGUGCAGGUCAACGGCUGCCUGUCGGCCGGCAGCGCCUCCUCCGGGCCUGCAGCGGCGGUCAGCCCCGCUCAGAGGAAGCAGUAUAACUCCCCCAUCGGCCUGUACUCAGAGGAGACUCUGAGGGAGAUGGCGGCGAUCCAGGCGGGUCGGCCUGCGGGUACUCUCCCAGUUAAAGAUCGUCUUGUAGACAGUGCCUCCCCGGUCUAUCAGGCCGUCCAGAGUGCAGAGAAGGACCCGGACCUGGGCGAAUGGGGCCGCCGCAGCACCCACUUGCAGUCCAAGUCCUUCCGGGUCCUGGCCCACAUGACCGGAACCGAGUCCUUACCAGAGGAGGAGGAGCAGGAGGCGCUGAGGAGGAGCAGCCCUACUGAGCGUGCUCCAGCUUGCGCCGACGCCGCCUCUGCCGCUCCUCCUGUUAAGGCUGCGGUGCAGCCUCUGGACCCCUCCCCCUCUUCUCCCGACCCCGCCCCUCACAGCCAGAAGCGACAGUCUGCCGCUGGUUACAGCCUCCAGCACAAAGCUGCAGCCUUCAGCCCGUACGUUCAGCCUCCUGCCAUGCAUCAGGCUGCACAGGCCCCGCCCCCGCAGCACUACCAGCCAAUCCCGCAGCACUACCAUCAGCCCCCCACGCAACACGCCCCACCCACUCAGCAGAGCUCCAUUCAGAUCCCUCUUGGCUCCGCCCCUCCCAAGGUGGUCAGCACCGCCUGCAUCUACCCCUCCCACCCUGGUCCGGCUCCAGGUCCGGCGCCGGCGCCGGCUCCAGCUCCGGCUCCAGGCCCUCCUCACCCACGCCCUCAAGCCGCCGUCUCGGCCCCCCCUCCGGCAGCUGCUGCCUCUUCCAACAGACCCCCCUGGGUGACCGACACCAACUUCGCAGAUAAGUUCGACCCCAGUAAGACCACCACCACCACCUCCAUGAAGAUUCAGCCACUGCCCCAGGCUGCCCCUCCUCCACCAGCGUACAUCCCCAACCACUCCCAUGCCGCACCUGUAGCUCCCAGCCCCGCCCCCAUCACCCCCAGCCACGCCCCCUUCCCGCCAGUGGCUAGGGGCGUGGCCCAAAGGGCGGAGAGGUUCGCCGCCAGCAGCCGUACGCCUCUGUGUGGAGCCUGCAACAGCGUCAUCAGGGGCCCCUUCCUGGUGGCCCUCGGCCGGUCCUGGCACCCCGAGGAGUUCAACUGUCACUACUGCCACAUGUCUCUGGCUGACGUCAGCUUCGUGGAGGAGCAGAACAACGUUUACUGUGAGAACUGCUACGAGGAGUUCUUCGCCCCGACCUGUGCCCGCUGCAACACCAAGAUCAUGGGGGAAGUGAUGCACGCUCUGCGGCAGACGUGGCACACCACCUGCUUCGUGUGUGCCGCCUGCGGCCAAGCCUUCGGGAACAGCCUCUUCCACAUGGAGGACGGAGAGCCGUACUGUGAGAAAGACUAUAUCGCCCUCUUCAGCACUAAGUGUCAUGGCUGCGACUUCCCUGUGGAAGCUGGUGAUAAGUUCAUCGAGGCUCUGGGUCACACCUGGCAUGACACCUGCUUCGUCUGUGCGGUUUGCCACGUGAACCUGGAGGGCCAGCCCUUCUACUCAAAGAAGGACAAACCUCUGUGCAAGAAGCACGCCCACGCCAUCAACGUGUAGACCCGCCAGCUGCCCGUGGAUCUGCUGCCUCGCCGCUCACCGGGGGCGACACCGGCGGCCGCAACGACGAACACAAGCCGACAACUGUUACAGAUGUGUGUAAACGCUCUUUAUUCAAAAUACACUUUGGUUUGAGACUUUUUUUUGGUGCAUUAAUAUUAAUGUUUAAAACAACGCUGCCUGAUGAUUCUGCUUCAAAAACAGGAACUUGUUCUCUCCUGUCCAUCCAGCUCCCUUUAUGACGUACUGUAGUUUCAUUUUUAUAACGUUUUCUACCAGAAACUCCUCGUGUGACCGCUUUGCUGCUCAGUUCAGACGUGGAGGAUUUCAGUGGAGUCUGGAGUGUGCCAAAUGAAAUGAUUGUGGACUUUUUCGGUGUUUCAUUGUAGUCAAAUAAUACACUUAUAAAUAGAAUAAAAGAAUAAAUAAAUGUAGUAAUACAUGUAACUAAAUGAGUAAUGCAAUAAAAAUGUAAAUAAAAAUGUAAAUAAUAAUAAUAAUAAUAAUUUGCGGCUUGAUAGUACCUCAUUUGUACAUUGUUUUAGACUCGAAACAACUGAAUAAAUGUACAUGAAAAUGUCCAUUUUAACACUUUUCAUUACUUAUUCUGUCUUUAAUAAAGCAAUAAGUAAUUUUAAAAUGUUUCGUUUAAAAGGUUUUGUAAAAUUCUUUUUGCAAUUAUUUUUUUGAAAUUCAAUUACUAUUUUAUUAGUUUGAGACAAAAUAAGGAAACAGAAUCAUGAUUCUAUUUUUUUUUUAAAUUCAUACAUUUACAAAUAGAUUAUUAAUUGAGAAUUAAACACAGAGAAAUUCUAUAAUUAUUCCAGCGGCACAUUCGAGGCUCCACAUGUUUAAACUACACAGCUGUUGUCUUGGUACUGUACCAAUAUUCACUCUCUUUUUUAUCACUUCAAAACAAAUGAAAAUCAUUCAUGUUUGGUUCAGCGCUACAAAGUAAAACCACAGACUGAACAGAGACUAGAACUGGAACAAUGAAGCAUUAAAGUCGUUUAUUUCCUGUUUUUUGCUUUUAAAGAGAACACGGCUGCCUCUGCUGUCAGUCCCGACUUAAGUCUCGAAACCGGGCUCGGACCCGGUCUGUACUCAGACUCGGGCAGAUGUGUUGGUGGUCUGGAGCGAAGUGGUCCGGCUGCCGCUGUGUGACAGUGAACUGAACGGCAGAGCAGCGCAUGGAGAAGCCUUAUCUGACUGAGACUGACGCGUUGCUAGAGGCGAGAGUGGCAGUGAAUGUAACGCGGAUGUUUUAGGAAACACUCUUCGCCGGCCUCUGUCCAGCUGGUUUACCUGUGUGAAAAACAAGUCCAGGCGCACAGUGACGCCGCGGUCAUCUGUUCAUUCACAAUGGUUUAUUUAUUUUUUCACAGUUAAUAUGGUAGUUCCCUCUAUUUGGCUCUCUCCGGGUCCCUCCGGGUCCCUCCGUCCCCUCGGAGGUCCCAGUCAAAGUUGACUUGUCAGGGUUUAGCAUGGCUGAACUCUUACUGAGCGCUCCGGGGGUUUAAGGCUCUGACAGUCUUGGACGUGGACAGAGAGCGUUCUGUCUAUACUGCACCAGCGCGUCUGCGGCUGGCAAAAGUACACUUUCCUAAAUUUUAGUUCUUAAAGCACUAGUCUGACAUUUAGGGAAACACGCUUGCUCGCGUUCUUGUGGAGAGUCAGAUGAGAAGGCCGGAAAACAGUCCUGCACACAACCUGCAAAUUGUCCCUUUUACACCCACGUUUUUGUACAGAUGAAAUAGACCAGAUAUGCCGUGUUAGCCAGUGGGCGUUAGAGCCGCUGGCAGGUGGACGUCGUUCCCUUCGGGCAGAGCCAGGCUAGCUGUUUCCCCCCGUUCCCAGUCUCUAUGCUAAGCUAAGCUAAUCUAACCGGCUGCUGGCUGCAGCUUCAUAUUUACUGCGCAGACAUGAGAGUGGGAUCAGCCUGAACAUCACAACAACUCUCAGCAAGAAAAGCACAUAAGCACGUCUCCCGAAAUGUCUCCCUAUGGCUUUAUUACCGCAUACGGAGACAAAAUUAGAGACAAAAUGUAACGUCACACAGGCCGUCGCCGGGUCGAAGAUGAGAAAGUCGACUUUGAGCUUUACUUGGCCUCCAUGUGCGAACCCACUAGUCGUCGCCAUUCCCUCUGAACAGCCGCGUCUGUCCUCUACACAGGCGGACGUAUUCACGCCAGCGGUCCGGACUCCUUUCCCGCUCCCACGCAGUGUUUCAGUGUAUUUGCAGUGGUUUUUCCAGGUGAACCUGCUCAGGCGAGGCUGCGGCAGAGUGCUGACGGUGUCUGAAGAUGUGAUGCGGGGGCGUAGCUACUAAUCCCUCUUUGACUUCACGUGCAGUAGGCUUUACAAUGCAACAAAUAACCUUGAAUUUCAUAUUUAUUGACUAUUCUGACUGUGUGAUAUUUAUUUCAAAGCUAAUAUAUCGUCACUGCUGCGUUCAGUGCUCCUCAGAUUAUUGGUUGUUUAAUCCGUGUUUGGUUGGUGAAUGUUUGGCAUCACAACAGUUGAUUUUGAUGAUGGAUUUUUUUUCUUUUUAUUUUUUCUAAUUACACUGUAAAUGUUCUGAACUGUAGAAUGUUUAUUACUUCAAUACCACUUAAUGUCUCUGUUCACACUGCAGGCCUUCAGACUGGGUUUUCUUUUUUUUUUUUUUAAAUGAUUAUUAUUGCGGAAACUGUGAAGCCACCAAUUUCCCAAAAGAUGAUUUGUUUUCUUUUAACUUGUGCACACAAGAUCUUUAAAAACAAUAUAUUUUGGGACUUUGGGGGCUCCAUAAGAUACAACUUUUACCCCAUAAAAAUGUGUUCAUAGGCUGAUGCACUUUUCACAAACCUCUUUGAAGCCAUAAUCCUGAAGAUUUUCAGUAUAUAAAUCACAAGUCUUGGUUUUAUUUUCUGGCGGGCAUUUAUUCUGCUAUAGAAAUUAAAAGUAUUUACACUCACUUGUAAGUGGCUUUGUAUAAAAGCGUCUGCCAAAUGAGUAAAUGUAAAUGUUGGAGGAAAUCCGACAUAGUUUGUGCACUUUGCAUUCGUCACGCAGUGACGUAAUCUGGACGAGUGACACAGUAGAGAGCCUCAGGGAUUUUGAAGAGGUAGCUACAGUGGUUUAUGAAGAAGACAUCAAAUUGCCAUCAUGGCCAAACAGGUGGGGAGAAAAACAACCCUCCGAAAGUCAGGCGCCUCUGUCCCCAGUAGUAGAAAAACCUGUCAUUGUAAACUGAACUCUGGCUGGCUGGUAGCAUGAGGACAUCUCGAGCAUUAACCACCAGUCACCAGGUGAGAAACUGAGGGGUUUCCCAUUCACUUCAAUACAGGCAGCGUCUGGUGGCCACUAGAGGAACUGCAGGCGAACCAGCUGCAGUAUAAAGCCUGAUCCGUGUCAGAUCCUUGUUGCUUUGCUCCAGGUGCGUUGAUUUACGCUCCGUUAAAGGUGCGCAAGAGUAAAUCAUGGACGGAAACAAAACAGAUCGCGCUGUUUUAGCCAGUUCACACCCAUCCUGGUUUUUGAAGGCCUGCAGUGUGAACAAAGCCUCAGAUACACCGAAUAGAUGAUUUAGAGCAGAUUUCACUUUUCAGAGAAACUUAAAAGACUUUGACACAAGUUUCUGUGGGGACACUGAAAGUCUCCCUGCGGUGCACUGUGCCUUACGCCACUCUGCGAUCUGUUUCCGUCUGACUGGCACACACACUCGGCCAGGUCUGAUGAGUCCGUGCGCUGGUGUACAGUUUAUACUUGGAAUAUUUUAUACAGUUUGUGUGUGUGUGUGUGUGUGUGUGUUUUUUUUUUUCAGGGAGUGAAUGUGUGCAUGCACAACGGUUUGGUGCCGUCAUUACUAGUUUGCAUUUGUGUCGCCGCGUCACGAGAGGAGAGACGCGCUAACCCCUCUGUUUAACAUUAUUAAGAGUGUUUGAACUGGUUUCGGUGACAACGAGCUGCAAGUGAAACAUUACUGAUGCCACAUUAUGACUGAAGAAAUGAAGGCAGGAUGGAAAGAAGCCGAAGUCACACUAAGACUCUCCUAGUUGUCGGAGGUCCAGCUGCUUGACUACAUUUGAUUAACAGGUUUUGAUUGUUUGAGGAAUAUUUGUGUUGCAAGUUGAAUAAAAUGCACUUCAAACACUUGAAAA
Messenger RNA from Xiphias gladius (swordfish), 6326 nucleotides. It is a transcript of the gene ldb3a, whose product is annotated as LIM domain binding 3a. The transcript is spliced from 14 exons. The coding region runs from base 220 to 2184 and encodes 654 amino acids. The record is from RefSeq and is a predicted model, not a curated record. Gene Ontology annotation, molecular function: muscle alpha-actinin binding; actin binding. Gene Ontology annotation, cellular component: Z disc; adherens junction; stress fiber. NCBI's taxonomy places the organism in Eukaryota, Metazoa, Chordata, Actinopteri, Istiophoriformes, Xiphiidae. Gene Ontology annotation, biological process: actin cytoskeleton organization; muscle structure development; heart development.